CAGCAUCGCAAGAUUUUAUUUAAACCUUCAUUUUUCACUCGAGGUAGGUAUCUCAGCAAAUACUCUUUAAGCAUCUUCUUCCACGUUCCACUCAACCUAUCACCUUCGCCGCUUCUUCGCCACUCCAAACAAUCAACAUGACAGCCACAACUCAAUUCUUCACUGCCCUUGCUGGCAUUUUCUUUGUUGCUGGCCUUGCUGUUUAUCUCUUCGGUAUUCCUCCUGAGCUGAAGCGCAAGCUCGAGCGCAGUGCACUGAAGGCCAUGGGCGAGAACAAGAUGUCCUACAUCGCCAAAGACCAAAUUUCCAAGAUCCCCGCCUCCGACCAGGAAGACGUCAAGCAGUUGAAGACUGGUCUGGGCAACGCUGUUGGUGGAGGAAUGAAGAACCCACUAGGCGAGGCCGCCGGUGAAACUGCUGAUACUUUGACCAGCCCUUUCACUGGCCGAUAAGCAUCUGCUUAUGGUUGGAAUCCCGAUAGAGUUGGGGUUCCUCUCAACAUAUCAAAUCAAAUCAUGAUAUAGGCUGUUUCAGCCGGACUUCUGGUAGAGCAGGGAAGAAGGGACGGCCGUAAUGAAGUAAUGAAGGAUUCGGGUGAUCAUUUUCUUGGGUGGCAUACUUGCCAGCAUGGUGUUGGGGUGUUUUAUUUCCUGUCUUAUGAUGCGUCUUUUACCAAGUAACACAUCCUGAAAAUGCAUCCUUAUACCUCAUACGGAGG
Aaosphaeria arxii CBS 175.79 is the source of this 718-nucleotide messenger RNA. RefSeq lists its product as uncharacterized. The transcript is spliced from 2 exons. NCBI's taxonomy places the organism in Eukaryota, Fungi, Ascomycota, Dothideomycetes, Pleosporales. Bases 138 to 452 code for a protein of 104 amino acids. The record is from RefSeq and is a predicted model, not a curated record.